GACUAGUGAUAGGGAUUCUCCUUCUGUUGCUAUGGUGACGGUUCUAUUGCCGCCAUCUUGGAACAAAACAUUGUACGCGGAAAGUGUUGUUGGGUUUGUGCUUUGUAUUUGCGUAGAAAAGGGUUGAAAUUGCCAUAAAUCAUGCCUCCGAAAAAGAAAGGAAAGAAGAGUGGUAAGAAAGGAAAGAAAAGUGGGCGAAAGAGCGCCAAAAAGUCCGCAUCUGCGGCGCCAUCUACAGAAAUGUUGACCGAACUAUCCAAGGAGUUUUUCUUGAUCCAAAUUCGCGAUCUUGAGGAACGAUUAUCAAGAUAUCAGAAAAAGUGCGACGAGUUAGAGCUGGGAAAUCACGAUUACAAGUCUCAGUACGAGCAGCAAACGACUGAUAAAAAAGAAAUCGUGUCUUUCCUCAAGAAACAACUCGAACAACGAGCAGAUGAAAUCGCCGACUUACAAGACCGGCUAAUCGGGCUUCAGCAGGCGAAAGAUGCCGAAAAGGAUCAAUUUGAGGUUCAACUAGCGACUCUUAGGACUGAAAUGCAGGAGAUCAAAGACCAGUUAACGUCUGAGAACAUGGUACUUGGAGGGAAGCUGGCUUCAUUAGAGGAAUUCCGUGUUCAGAAAGAGGAUUUAAUGGCUAAGUUUGCUAAGAUGGAAGAAGAACUCGAGAAUCAACAGAAAGAGCAUAAGGAGGUCAUCUAUAACUUGGAGAGAAAAGCUGUUGUCGACAAAGACAGGUUGAAGAAAGAAAUGGUCCUGCGACUAAACCAAGUUGCUGCAGAGUUUCGUAAAGUCUCCAACAAGCAAAUGGCAGAAACAACAAAGAGAACAAUACGCGAGAAUGUUUCAAUCAAUGCACAGCUCGCAAAGAUGUCAGACAAGACUAUGGAACUUAUUCAAGAGAAUGAUGAGCUGCGGGCCAAAGAAAAGAAACAAAAGCUUCAAAUUGACAUGCUCGAGCACAAUGAGAAAGAGCUAGCCAGGAAAAACAGCAGUAAUCAAAAGAUCAUUCGGAUGUUGGCAGAGAAAUCUAAACAGCAGGAGCAGAUGCUACAGGAGUAUGAAGAGCAGCAGACGGGCCAAGGCGCAGUAGAGAGUGAAGUACAGCUACUAAGGGCACAGGUUAACAGCAUCAAGGAUGAACUUAAGACCACAUAUGACCAAAAGGAGUCACUUGACACAGAGCUCACCAAGGUCAAAAAGGAUCGGGACAUAGUGAUGAAGACCAAGGAUAACCUGGUCAGCAUUCUAUCGGGUGCUGCAGGGACACUUAAGGUCUCCCUUGUGCCUCCUGCAGAUGACAGUCUUUAUGGCAAAGUUGAUGCAGAAAUGCAGCGUGACACUAUUGUUCAAACCCUGCUUGGAAUACUGAACAGGGCUGCCGAGUAUGGCGUUGGCCCUAGCACCAGAGACUUUGUGCCCCAGGAGCGAACAAGAGGGUAUUCCAGUCCAAGUCCUGAUAUUGGCAGGCACAUAUACAGAAAGAAAGAACCGACUACCCCUCUUACCAAAGGUUCAACAGCUGCCGUCAUGCGACCACUCCCGCACUACAAGCUAGGCGAUCUUGGGAUCGUCCCGCGCGCGAAUGCCAAGAUGGGUGAUAAUCAGAGGGCAGCAUCGCCUUUGCACCACCCCCCUCCUAGCAAAAAGACUAAGAGCGUUGGUGUACAGACGAUCAGUGCACAAAAGGCUAUGUUCUUUGCCGAUCAGCUGCUUUCUCGUCGGAGUAAUUCAUCCUCAGCUCACUCUUUCUCUCGCCCGGAUUUAAACACCACAGGGAGCCUACGCACAGAGCUGCCAAUCAGUCAGCACUCAAGAACAAAGAUUUUAUCAUAAACUCCACCCUAGGAAGAAUUGAUGCGCGAGAAAGGCAUAACCAGGAUAUAGCGCAUUGAACAUAAAUAUUAGAUUUUUUAAAGCUUUGAAUUUCAAGCCUACGGGGGUUUGUAUUUUGGAAUAAAACUGUACAAAAUGUAAAUAAAGUAUACAAGUACUAUCA
Messenger RNA from Nematostella vectensis (starlet sea anemone), 1996 nucleotides. Its product is annotated as cilia- and flagella-associated protein 157. Gene Ontology annotation, cellular component: cilium; ciliary basal body. The record is from RefSeq and is a predicted model, not a curated record. Lineage: Eukaryota; Metazoa; Cnidaria; Anthozoa; Actiniaria; Edwardsiidae. Gene Ontology annotation, molecular function: microtubule binding. The transcript is spliced from 7 exons. The coding region runs from base 142 to 1833 and encodes 563 amino acids.